This is a messenger RNA of Anthonomus grandis grandis, 769 nucleotides long. It is a transcript of the gene ATPsynD, whose product is annotated as ATP synthase subunit d, mitochondrial. The coding region runs from base 98 to 625 and encodes 175 amino acids. Gene Ontology annotation, molecular function: proton transmembrane transporter activity. Lineage: Eukaryota; Metazoa; Arthropoda; Insecta; Coleoptera; Curculionidae. The record is from RefSeq and is a predicted model, not a curated record. Gene Ontology annotation, biological process: proton motive force-driven ATP synthesis. The transcript is spliced from 3 exons.
UUGUCAAAAUUUGACAAAUUGGACAAAUCGUUGCAUAACCAAGUUAACCAAGUUCUUGUGCUCCUUUGGUGUAUUUUUGGCGAGAAAAUCCUACCAAAUGGCGACAAAAAGAAUAGCCCAAAGCGCCGUAAACUGGGCGGCGAUCGCUGAAAGAGUGCCCGAACAUCAGAGGCAACAUUUUCUCGCUUUUAAGUCCCGUUCAGAUCUCUAUCUUCGCAGAGCAAUGUCUUUACCCGAGAAACCCCCAGCGAUCAACUGGGACUUUUACAAACAAAAAGUACCAGUUGCUGGUAUGGUCGAUGAAUUCAAGAACAAAUAUUCAGCACUGAACAUCCCGUUCCCUCCGGAUAAUGUUAGUGGGCAAAUUGAUGCUCAAGAAAAAGCCAUCAAGGCUGAUAUUGAGAAAUUCAAGGCUGAAUCUAAUGCUAGAAUUGAAAACUACAAGAAGGAACUGGCUCACAUUGCUGGACUUCUUCCAUAUGACCAAAUGACUAUGGAGGAUUACCGUGAUGCUUAUCCAGCAGAAGCAUUAGACCCUAUUAACAAACCCACUUUUUGGCCCCAUACACCUGAAGAGCAGGUGGACUAUGUUGACAAGGAUGCUCAACCACAGGGACAUCAUUAAGAUAUGUUACAUAUAGUUUUAUGAAAGGUAUAAAUAUUCAAAAUUUGAUGAGUUAAUAUCCGUUGUGAAAUUUUUUCAGCUGUUUAGUGCGUCUAGUGUUAUUGUUUAAUUAUACUGAUUUGAAUAAAAUAUUGUGUACAAGGA